Nelumbo nucifera (sacred lotus) is the source of this 3163-nucleotide messenger RNA. Lineage: Eukaryota; Viridiplantae; Streptophyta; Magnoliopsida; Proteales; Nelumbonaceae. The record is from RefSeq and is a predicted model, not a curated record.
ACGUGUGGAGGGUCGCGUCUCGCGUGUGGAAACCUGGCUUCUCAUUGGUUGUUUUCAUGCCCCUUAAAUUCGAACUCUUCUCUCACUUCUCUCUCUCUAUCCUCUCUCUCACUGCUCGCCAAAUCAUCACACUCACUGUCUACAGACUCUCUUAAAUCUCGUAAAUUUAGGGUUUUUUCUUUGAAAUUAUCUCCUUUUUUUCUGCAAUCGGCAUUUCAGUGCAAGUAAUCACGUAGAUCGAAUCGAGGUGGCUGAAUUUGGUUUGUAGCUUCGAUUCGAUCACACAUUGCUGAUUAUUGUUUGAAAGUGCAUGAAAUUUGAUAUUUCUGAAGCUCCAGAAAUGAAGACUGUGGACUUCUUCUGAUUCUUUUUGGGACAAAAGUCUGAAAUUGUUGAUAAUUGCUCGGUUUCGAGUAUCUGCUUGAGUUUAGUUGCAGUGUCUAAGAGCAAUUUGUUGGAAAUUAUCAAGUGGUAGCUGGAAUUUUGGUCGAUAAGCUGGGACUGUACGCAUAAGUCGAACUCUGAAUUGUGCACCCAAACACACACGCAAAAAAUCGAAUUGAGCUCGUAGUACACUUAUGCUUAGUGAAUUUGGAAAGCUGAAUGACGCCAUACAAGUACCAUUUAGAACACUUUGAAGGAAAUGUGGCCGGUGUUCUCACGGGGUUACUGCGAGUAGAGAAAGGGUAAACGAGAAGGCAACUAGUUACUUUUCUCUUGCUGCUGUUGGAUGGCUUCUCUCACUGGAUGAUGAUAUGCUUGAGCAAAAUAUUUCUGGAGUCUGGUGUGUCAUAUGAUUUUAUUAUGCUUGGCCAACUCCAGAAUGCCCAUCCUUUGGAUGAAAUGCGAAGGACUGAUGCUUCUUUUUGUUCUUAUGCUUUACUUCUCAGUGAAAAGAAGCGCUGCUAUCAGUCCUGAUGGUGAGGCACUUUUAAGCUUUAAGACAGCAAUUGUUAAUUCAGAUGGUGUCCUUCUUCAAUGGAGGCAAGAAGAUCCAGAUCCCUGUGGUUGGAAAGGAGUGCAGUGCGAUGCUAAAACCAAGAGAGUGAUUUAUUUGAGUCUUCCGUAUCACAAAUUGAGUGGUUCUAUAUCACCCGACAUUGGGAAGCUUAAUCACUUGAAGCUCCUAGCUCUUCACAACAAUAAUUUAUAUGGAACAAUCCCUUCGGAGUUGAGCAAUUGCACAGAGUUGCGAGCAAUAUAUUUGCAGGGUAACUACUUAAGUGGACUGAUUCCUGCUGAAUAUGGUGGCCUUUUGGAUCUGGAAUCCCUGGAUAUCUCAAGUAACUCUCUUAGUGGAUCAAUUCCUUCAUCACUUGGGAAUCUGUCCAAGCUUUCUAUCUUCAAUGUCUCAACCAACUUCUUGACUGGACCUAUACCAUCUCAGGGUGCACUUGACAAAUUCACUAAAGAUUCUUUUGUCGGAAACCGUGGUUUAUGCGGGAAACAAAUCAGUGUCACGUGCAAAGAUGAGACUGGAGAACCUUCAACAAAACCUCAACCUCCCAUUUCAGAAGAAAACCAAAAUGGAAAGAAGAAAUCUGGACGGUACUCUACUAGGCUCCUUAUAAGUGCAUUGGCAACAGUUGGUGCUUUACUUCUUGUGGCACUUAUGUGCUUCUGGGGAUGCUUUCUUUAUAAGAAGUUUGGUAAAAACGAUAGCAAAGGUCUUGUAAUGGAUGUCAGUGGAGGUGCAUCAAUUGUAAUGUUCCAUGGAGACUUGCCCUACUCUUCAAAAGAUAUCAUUAAGAAGUUAGAAACUUUGAAUGAAGAACAUAUUAUAGGGUCUGGGGGCUUUGGAACAGUGUACAAGCUUGCAAUGGAUGACGGCAAUGUCUUUGCUUUGAAAAGAAUUAUAAAGACUAAUGAUGGAUUUGAUCGGUUUUUUGAAAGGGAGCUUGAAAUUCUUGGUAGCAUAAAACACCGAUACUUAGUGAACUUACGUGGGUAUUGCAACUCUCCUUCAUCAAAGUUGUUAAUUUAUGACUUCUUGCCUGGUGGUAGCCUAGAUGAGGCUCUUCAUGAAAGAUCUGAGCCGCUAGAUUGGGAUACACGUCUGAAUAUUAUCAUGGGAGCUGCAAAAGGACUGGCUUACUUGCAUCAUGAUUGCUCCCCUCGGAUUAUACACCGUGAUAUAAAGGCAAGCAACAUUUUGCUUGAUGGCAAUUUAGAGGCACGUGUAUCUGAUUUUGGACUUGCCAAACUAUUGGAGGAUGAAGAAUCCCAUAUCACCACUAUUGUUGCUGGGACAUUUGGUUAUCUGGCUCCAGAGUACAUGCAAAGUGGUAGAGCAACAGAAAAAACUGAUGUAUAUAGUUUCGGGGUUCUGGUGUUAGAAGUAUUGAGUGGAAAGCGCCCAACUGAUGCAUCAUUCAUUGAGAAAGGCCUUAAUAUUGUGGGAUGGUUGAAUUUCCUGGUUGUGGAGAAUAGGCAAAGGGAGAUUGUCGAUCCGCAAUGUGAGGGGGUGCAAGUGGAAAGCCUUGAUGCUCUGCUCUCAAUUGCAAUACAGUGUGUAUCAUCCAGUGCGGAGGACCGUCCAACCAUGCAUAGGGUGGUUCAGAUACUAGAAUCCGAGGUCAUGACACCAUGCCCAAGUGACUUCUAUGAUUCCAACUCAGAUUGAACCUCGGAAAACAACAAAGUGAGCUUGUUUUCUAUUCCACUUAACUGCGCUUUCUCACAAGAAUGAAGAAGAGCAAUGAGAGCUGCAAAUGUGGUCAAAAUAGUGGCUUGAUUUUUGUUCUUCAUUCAUUCAUUCUUUUCGGCAGAUUUAUAAAAAUCGCAAAGUGUAUGCAUCAUCUUAGAUCAUUUGUCCUCGGGUGAAUCUAAGCUUCUUUGCAGGAAGAUCAAGGGUGUAGCAUCUACAUACCAUAUCCUCAUUCCCACAUAGGUAUGAACGCAUGGUUCUUCCAUGUGAGAGAUUUGCACCUUUUAAUUUCUUCUUUAUUAACUUUUCUCUUUUCUUUCUUAUUUCUUUGUUAUUUAUUCACUUAAAUGUGUACAUGGAUGAUAGAAAUAGUGAUCGUGUACCACCACUCCAGUGAAUGUUCCUUUUUGAUUUGCCAUUGUAAAAUCUCUGAGCAACUCUUCCUUGGGAUAAACAGGAUAAGUUAGAAGGCAGCACUUGAAGCCUAUCUGCUGAUGUGCAACCUGAUUUUUUAGA